CCAAGAUCUGAGAAAACCGCCAAAAGGUAGACCGUCGGUCUGAGCUGGGUGCAUUGUGGUAUAAAAAGGGCCAUUAUCGUCCAACUGAUCAGAAUUCUCCAUCGCAUCCUGAACAGCUCUCAUCUCACAACACCAGUUUCAAACCAACCUCAGCCCAUCCCAUCGCACCGCUUCCACCAACCCCAACCCCCCUAUCCUCAACCAUGACUGUCGGAAUCACAGGACCCACCGGAGGACUCGGAUCUGCCAUUGUCGACGAGAUUCUUAACCGUUCUCUGGUCCCUACCUCAGACCUCAUCCUGAUCACUCGAGACGAAUCGUCCGCCAAAGCCAAAGAAUACGCCGCCAAAGGAGCUCAGGUCCGCAAAGGAGAUUUCGGAGAUGUUUCUACGCUAGGCUCAGCCUUCAAAGGCGUCGACUCGCUUUUGAUCAUGGCUCCCGGUCACCACGCUGGUCCGCACGGUGUCAAGUACCAGAUCGACGCCAUCGAAGCCGCCCAUGAAGCUGGAGUAUCCAAGUUCUAUCUCGUAUCGAACGUCGCUGCCAAGGCCAAGUCGGACUUUAGCCCGGCCGAAAUUCACUAUGAGGUCGAACAGCAUUUGGAGAAGAAAGGUUACGAUUUCGUCUCGCUUCGAAAUGGAUUCUACCUCUCCGUCGUCGAUACAUUCCUUGGAAACGCUCUGAAAUCCGGGACGUUGACCGCUCCUCCCGAUGGUCAGAUCGCGUGGAUUGACAGGGAUGAAUUGGGUCAGGCCGCCGCUCACAUCAUCACUGGAAAGUACAAGACGAAUGGAAAGUAUGUAGACUUGGUCGGAUCCAAGAGCUGGACACUUAAGGACGCAGCGGACAUCUUAUCAAAAGUCACUGGAAAGGAGAUCAAACGUCAAGAAGUCGAGCCCCAAGCGUUCACCGACGGGGCCAUCGCGGCGGGAGUACCGGAGAUGUGGGCAAGGCUCACCACUGCCAUCGCGACCUGUGCUCAUGAUGGAGAUUGGAGUAAGACCAGUGGACUUGUGGAGGAGAUCCUCGGACAUAAGAACAAGUCUCUAGAAGAGUACAUAGAGGCUCAGUAUGCCAACAAGGCUUAGGCUUAGUAGAGUACGGCCGGUGAUUGAAUCGUAUCUCUCCAUGCAUCUAGUUCGGUU
Molecule: messenger RNA, 1145 nt
Organism: Kockovaella imperatae
Lineage: Eukaryota; Fungi; Basidiomycota; Tremellomycetes; Tremellales; Cuniculitremaceae
Exons: 1
Coding region: 204-1088 (294 amino acids)
Source: RefSeq, a predicted model, not a curated record